Calliphora vicina (urban bluebottle blowfly) is the source of this 1863-nucleotide messenger RNA. RefSeq lists its product as uncharacterized. The record is from RefSeq and is a predicted model, not a curated record. NCBI's taxonomy places the organism in Eukaryota, Metazoa, Arthropoda, Insecta, Diptera, Calliphoridae. Bases 1 to 1863 code for a protein of 620 amino acids. The transcript has 4 exons.
AUGUUUCUAAUUUGUCCGAAUAUAUUAAUAUUUUAUACAAUUUUAUUGCUGUUACCAACAAAUGUGACCUGUAGCAUUGACUGGCACAUAGACGAAGAAUUUCAAAUUACACGAAAUUUUUCUGAGGCUCUUGCCGAAAUUGUCAAUACACUGUUUGUGGAUAAAGAAAUGAAGAGAGUAUUCAACUUUCAAAUAAAAAUCGAAACUAGAAAUCAGGAAUACUUGCAUGAAUUCCAACAUAUAAUAGAUAAAACAAUGGAAUUGUUAAGUGACAAUAUUGCGAUACGUUUGAGAACUGACAUUGCUAUACCAACCGACAAUGAAAGACAUUUUUGCAUUCUAUUGGUGGAUUCAGCAGAAUCAUUAGAAUUUCUCUAUAAAGAUCUUAAUAAAUACCAUCUGUUUGUGGAGGGUUCCUAUUUUAUUGUUCUGAAAACAUUUCCACAUGUCCAUCAUUAUUACGACGAGCUUUUUGAAGUUUUCCAAUUAAAUUGGCUUAAUGGCAUCACACAUGCUGAUGUCCUUAUACAUGCGGUUCAUAAUGUCAUUUUACUAUUUCACAGUAUGCCAUUUACGCCGUUCCACUGCAAGGGUGUUGCACCCAUCAUACAUAAUAAAUUCAUUGAUGGCCAGUGGUUGCAUAAGAAUUUUGUUACGCCAAAAUCAAAAAACAUGUAUGGCUGUCCUUUGGUUUGUGCUACUUGGGAAGAUAUGCCGUAUUUUCAAUUGCUACGUGAUCCUGUUGAUGGCAGAAACAUAUAUUACGGUCUGGAGGGACAAUUGUUGGAGUAUUUGUCGAAGAAAAUGAAUUUUACGAUUACAAUGCGCUGGAUGAACGACGAGGAAAUUAAUCAAACGGUAUAUGAUGAGCAGGGAGUGUUUAAUAAGCUCUUUUCAACCAAUACCGAUUUUGUAAUUGGAGCCUUCCACUACAAACCCACAUCGUUGGAAGAUCCCUAUGCCCCAACAUCAGUAUACUACAUGAGCAGCUAUUAUUUCUUCGUUUCAUCGAAAACUGAUGCCUAUGAUCCCUUCACGAAACUUCUACUACCAUUCGAUAAGGAAAUUUGGAUUGUUUUAAUUGUUAUUUUCGGAUUUGUUAACACAAUACUCUUUAUAUUCAUCCAUCUAACCCGAAAAUUUAAAUCCUUAUUGUUGGGCCGAGAAAAUGCAACACCCGCCUACAAUAUGGUUGUCAUCAGUUUGGGUGGCGCAGUGGUUAAAGAUCCAAAGGUACCAUUUUCCAGAUUUCUUCUAAUGUUAUGGUUACUAGCCACCUUCAUUUUGCGUACCGUUUAUCAAGCAUUCAUGUUUCAUUUUAUCAAAUCUGAUCUGCACCUGGCACUACCAAAGUUAAUAAACGAUAUACUCCACAAGGAAUAUCGUCUGCUGAUGAGUGAUGUGGUUUAUAACAUAAUUACAGAUUUACCUUUGCUCUUUGCUAAAGCGGAAAUUUUGAAUACCAGUGAACUGGAAUCAUUUGAAAUGUUAAGACGUCCCAAAGAUUUUGAACCAUAUAAAUUGGCGAUUUUAAUGGCUCAUGAAUAUUAUGGUUAUUAUAAGUUUACAACGCCCAUCAAUAAUGAUUUGUAUGUGGUUCCUAAUAAGCUGUUCACCCAACAGCUGACUAUUUAUAUGAAAAAGAACUCGGCGUAUUUGAAACGUUUCAAUAUGUAUAUCGACAAUUAUAUAAGCGAAGGCUUAAUGAAUCGUUGGGAACGCUAUUUGGUGUAUGAGGGUGAAAACCGUAGACCCACUGACGACAGUCCGAAACCUAUGGAAAUUUCUCAUUUAUUUGGAGCCUAUAGUUUAUUGCUUCUGGGCUUAAGUGGAAAGCGUAUGAUAAAUAUAAAUGUGAUGUAG